CCUUACUUACCACAUGCAGUUUAUUAUACACGUCGUGACCGUGAUAAUUGCUUUUAUAAUGCCAGUCGUAAAGAAAUUGAUCAGAUGAGGAUGAAUCAUCUGACUGGCCAAUAGUUAUUGGAAUGAUUCUUCAUGCGUGACUUUGUUGCAUUAUUACAAAAUGUGGCAGGAUAGACCUGCCCAGCUCUCUUGGCAGAUGUUCAUUUGUAACGCUGCCCUAAGGAGAUGAGGAGAUGGAAGCAAAUUGUUCCAGCAGCUCAGCCUGCCCUGCCAACAUUUCAGAAGAGGAGCAGCCUGUGGGGCUGCCGGCACCUGGGAACCUGGAACUUGUUUUUGCAGUGGUGUCAGUCUUGAUGAUGAGCCUGCUCAUGUUCUCGCUGGGAUGCUCUGUGGAGAUCAGGAAGCUAUGGCUGCACAUCAAGAGACCCUGGGGCAUUGCUGUGGGACUGCUCUGCCAGUUUGGGCUCAUGCCUCUUAUAGCUUAUCUUCUGGCCACCAGCUUCUCUCUGAAGCCUGUCCUAGCUAUUGCUGUUCUCAUCAUGGGGUGCUGCCCAGGAGGAACCAUCUCUAACAUCUUCACCUUCUGGGUUGAAGGAGAUAUGGAUCUCAGCAUCAGUAUGACGACCUGCUCCACGGUGGCUGCCCUGGGAAUGAUGCCACUUUGCCUCUAUCUCUACACCUUGUCCUGGAAUGUUGAGCAGAAUUUCACCAUUCCAUAUCAGAACAUAGGAAUUUCCCUUUUGUGUCUGACUGUUCCUGUGGCCUUCGGAGUCUAUGUGAAUUAUAAGUGGACAAAACAAUCCAAAAUCAUCCUCAAGAUUGGGACCAUUGUUGGUGGGGUCCUCCUUUUGGCGGUCACUGUUGCUGGUUUGGUGCUGGCAAAAGAAUAUUGGAAUCCAGACACCGCCCUGCUCACCAUCAGUUUCAUCUUCCCUUCGAUUGGCUAUGUUGCCGGCUUUCUACUGGCACUUCUUACCCACCACUCUUGGCCGAGGUGCAGGACAAUUUCCUUAGAAACUGGAGCUCAGAAUAUUCAGAUGUGUAUCACCAUGUUGCAGUUGUCUUUCACUGCUGAGCAGAUGGUCCAGAUGAUUUGCUUCCCCUUGGCCUACGGACUCUUCCAGAUGGUGGAUGGAAUUCUCAUUGUUGCAGCAUAUAAGGUGUACAAGAGGAGAUUGAAGAACAAACACAGGAAAAGGAAUCCAGGUGGUGCUGAAGGCUGCCAUAACAAGCAACCCACCUCUUCCAAGGAGACCAGUGCUUUCUUGGAGGUGAAUGAAGAAGUUGCAGUAACUCCCGGGUCACCAGAACCUAUGGAUUCCCAUAUGAUUCUCGAACCAACAGGCCACAUCUCUUCAUGUGCGUAGUAGGGGCUUGCUGCCUGACUGGACACUGACUUCCUUCACAACCAGUAAAGAGAGGUCAGAACUGAUGCGUGGGUCUCAUUGGCAGGGCCUGUGGGAAUAUUUAUAUUUUUGUGUGGCUUGUAAUCAUCAGGAUACACUUUGGAGAAGGUACUCUGCCUGUUUCAGGGAGUCCUUCUGGGGUUUACACAGCACAUUCUUCCCGUGCAGUGAAGAGUGAUGCCCAUUGUGUGAUGUCAUCCUCAGGUGGACUUCAGUCUCAGAAGGGCAGGGAUUCUACAUGGAGCAUCUCGUACUUCAGGGCAAGGACAGAGUCUGAACCCACUUGAUUUUGGGAAGGUCCUUUGGAACAUUGGUGAGGAAGCCUACAACUCUUAUUAAAAAUGGGGCCUUUUCCAAAGUGAUUCAAGUCUUUUCAGAUCAUGGAUGAAAUACACAUUUAGAGGCAAUUUAAUAAUCACUGAGGUUAAAGGGUAAAUAUCCCAUAUCUUCACUUCCCAGUGAUAGGCACAUGUAUAACCUCUUGAUUUUUGUUUACACAUGUAAGUUUAAAAAUAUUGGGAUUAUCCCACUUACAGUUUUGCAAGUCACUUAAUGACACGUCUGGAGCAUCUUUACAUGUCAGUCUGUGCUGACCUACCUCGUUCUUCAGAACAGUGGCUUCAAGGAAGGAUUUCAUUGCAUGGAAGGGUUCAUUUGUUUAACCAUUCCUCACUCAUGGACAUUUAGUUAGCUUUCGAGUUGCUGGCAUUGCAAUGCUGCUACAAACACUCCUGCCCUUCUGCAAGUGUUGUAGGUCAUUCCUGCAAUGGGGAUCGCCAGGCUGAUGGCACGUGGAACGCUGGCCGGCUGCUCCCGGCCACGCGUGUGCAUUCCAGUGCCUGGGAGGAACUGGGUUCCUGUAGUCGCACCGUCUACACGAUGAUCAAUUUUUUUGUGUGAAACUAUCUCAUGUAAAAUUGCAUUUAAAAAAUUAUGAGUAAAGUAUUUUU
Artibeus jamaicensis (Jamaican fruit-eating bat) is the source of this 2356-nucleotide messenger RNA. RefSeq names its product solute carrier family 10 member 6 (gene SLC10A6). Gene Ontology annotation, molecular function: bile acid:sodium symporter activity. The transcript is spliced from 6 exons. The record is from RefSeq and is a predicted model, not a curated record. NCBI's taxonomy places the organism in Eukaryota, Metazoa, Chordata, Mammalia, Chiroptera, Phyllostomidae. Gene Ontology annotation, biological process: bile acid and bile salt transport. The coding region runs from base 234 to 1367 and encodes 377 amino acids. Gene Ontology annotation, cellular component: membrane.